UACAACUAGAGACUCAAAAUAAGUAUUUUUAGGUAGUAACAAAAUAGGAUUAUGGGAGAAGAAGUGAAACUUUAUGGUAAUUGGGCAAGCCCUUUUAGUUGCAGAGUAGACAUAGCUUUGAAACUCAAAGGUGUUGAAUACAGAUACUAUGAAGAAGAUUUGAAGAACAAGAGUGCUUCUCUCCUCGAAUACAACCCAAUUCACAAGAAGGUCCCUGCCUUUGUUCACAAUGAAAAACCCUUAGCUGAGUCACUUGUCAUCCUUGAAUACAUCGAUGAGACAUGGAAGACUAAUCCCAUCUUCCCUCAAGACCCCUACGAAAGAGCUCAAGCCCGUUUUUUGGCUCGUUUCAUUGAUGAGAAGCUCAUGCCAACGUUGAGGGAAGCCUGGAUCAAUGAAUAUAAGAAAAAGGAAGCAGAAGAAGCAAAUGGGUACUUAGAAUUUCUAGAGAAAGAGCUCAAAGGCAAGUACUUUGGAGGAGAAAUCAUUGGAGCAGCGGACAUAGCAGGAAAUACUUUAGCACUAUGGUUACCAAUCUAUGAAGAGCUCAAGGGAGUAGAGAUAUUGACAGAGGCUAAGUUUCCCAAGCUCUGUAAAUGGAGCCAUGAUUUUGCUACUCAUCCUGUGGUCAAGGAAGUAUCUCCCUCUAAAGAAGAACUCAUUGCAAUCUUCAAGCCUCGUUUCAACAUCACCAAGUGAAAAUGAUUUAGUUUGGUUUUAACAUAAUAAAUAAUGAAUAAAUUUUGUUAGAAUAAUAUAUAUUGAUGUUAUUGUAGAUUUUAUAUUUAUAAUUUUGAUGAAAUGAACUAAAAAGAUUACUAGUUUUUUCA
This is a messenger RNA of Humulus lupulus (European hop), 830 nucleotides long. Its product is annotated as probable glutathione S-transferase. The coding region runs from base 52 to 699 and encodes 215 amino acids. The record is from RefSeq and is a predicted model, not a curated record. The transcript is spliced from 2 exons. Gene Ontology annotation, molecular function: glutathione transferase activity. Gene Ontology annotation, biological process: glutathione metabolic process. Lineage: Eukaryota; Viridiplantae; Streptophyta; Magnoliopsida; Rosales; Cannabaceae. Gene Ontology annotation, cellular component: cytoplasm.